AUGACACUAACAUCUUCGACAUUGAAGACUCUCCAGAAAGGGAUCAAAAACGAUAUUCUCCCGCCGACCUUAAAGGAUGCAGUCACAGUGACGAAAGAACUUGGUUUUAGAUACCUUUGGGUCGAUGCGUUAUGUAAAUUUCAAGAUUCUCUACAGGACAAGGCAGCAGAGAUAGUCAAAAUGUGUCAAUAUUACGAAGACGCAACCCUAGUCAUACAACCCACGGGAUUGACGUCCGUGCAAGACAGUUUUGUAGAAACGGACGGCAAUGCAAUGCUUGUGGCGUCGCAGGCUUCGACAUAUCCAUCAGAAAAGCAGCUCCUCAAAAUGUGUACAGUGCCUUACGUCGAUACCUACGGUCAGAGAAAUAUGAUAACUGUGGAGCAAGAUCCUACGACGUUCUGCCCAUGGAAGGAACCUCUUCAUCAGCGAGCUUGGGUGUUACAAGAGCGGCUUCUUAGUCGUCGAGCCAUCAUAUUCCCUUCUGGAGGAGGGCUGAUAUGGCAGUGCAAAGAAGGCAAACAAGUUGAUGGCAGAAUAUAUGCCUCUGACUUGAGCGAUGAAGGAUUGGAACCUUUGCUAAGUCACACGUCCCAACAACCGCAACCUCAUCAAAUUGACGAUUCUUGGAGAACUAUUAUCGAAGAUUAUAGCGGCCGUCAAAUGACAGACUCGACGGACGAAUUAAUUGCUAUCUCAGCUCUUGCAGAACACUAUCACGAGUGUUAUGGAUCCACCCUUGGUGCAUAUUGUGCAGAAAUCUGGCAUAAAUUCCUCCUAAAGGUCCUGAAUUGGGUUCAUUCCGAAGAUACACUGAUGACGAGACCCAUAUUCUAUCGAGCACCGGCAUGGUCUUGGGCUGCUGUAGAUGGGAAGCAUAGAGCUGAAGUCUUCGAAGAUGGCAAUGGACAUUUUCUUGCUCAGGUUCAGAAGUGUCAGACCAUCCCUGCCUCUUCCAAUAUACCUUUCGGUGCUGUCAAGAGCGGCUCCCUUGAGAUAAAAGGCUUUCUCAUUCAAGGUGUUUGGUCUGAAGACUCCAAAUCUAUGGAAUUCCGGGAUAGUCGGAUACACGCAGACUUAAGCAGCGUUACCAUCACACAUUAUCCUGACACCCUGGAUGACAAACCAAGCGAUAUGGAGAUAUUUCAUUGCCUUCCACUGCGAACUCGCUCAGAAUCCAUGCAGGAUCUUGCAGGAUUGCUGUUGAAACCAACUGAUGACGGCAUGUAUCGUCGAGUGGGAAGCUUCGAAGCCUGGGUAGGUCUAAAGAUCGACCCUCGUACAUGGUUUGAGCAGCAGGAACCGCAAAUCAUCACCAUCAUCUAG
Endocarpon pusillum Z07020 is the source of this 1326-nucleotide messenger RNA. RefSeq lists its product as uncharacterized. Lineage: Eukaryota; Fungi; Ascomycota; Eurotiomycetes; Verrucariales; Verrucariaceae. The record is from RefSeq and is a predicted model, not a curated record. The transcript has a single exon. Bases 1 to 1326 code for a protein of 441 amino acids.